This is a messenger RNA of Acipenser ruthenus (sterlet), 5262 nucleotides long. Its product is annotated as chitin synthase chs-2-like. Gene Ontology annotation, molecular function: chitin synthase activity. The record is from RefSeq and is a predicted model, not a curated record. Bases 1 to 4050 code for a protein of 1349 amino acids. Gene Ontology annotation, cellular component: cell periphery; cell septum. The transcript has 18 exons. Lineage: Eukaryota; Metazoa; Chordata; Actinopteri; Acipenseriformes; Acipenseridae.
AUGGAUCCCGGAAAAUGCAGGACAGCAAAGCAGUGUUUGGAAAUACUGCAUAUUUUAUCAAACAAUGAUUCUGAUGCAGCAGAGACAGACAAUGACGAAUCUGGCUCUCAAGCAGACUGGGAUUGCGAAGAUGAAUCUUCCAGCAACAGUGACACCAAGGGCACAGGAGAUCCCAUAUGUCUGAUUGAAUCCCUUGUGUCAUGCGGUACUUCACUCCUUGCACUAGUUGCAAUGCCCUAUUUUGAUAUUCUGACCAACCUGUUCAUAUUAGGCAGUGUUUGUUUUUUCUCAUCAGUUUUUCAGGCAGCGUUCCAUUUACAGAAGAAUGCUUGGAAAAUAAUUUUCCCAAUUUGUUCUGUUGUGUUUGUGUUAGCUGGCUACGUUCUUUUAGGACUAGAUUACUAUAUACGAAAAACAUCGAUUAUCACUAAUGGGAAUUCUCCAAAUGACUAUUUGUAUGUUGGUCUUGGUAUAUUUGCAACCAUCUUGGUAUCCCUUAACUGGUGGGAAAAUUCAUUCCAAGCUAGUAAUAAACUGCAUAAUGCCCUGGCAGAGUUGGAAGGAUUCAGAGAUUUUGUAUUUAUGAUUUCUAGCAUUCUAAGGACAGCUGUUAUUGGCAUAGUGUUUGCAGUAUUUAUCACAGUCGAAGGUUUUAGCUGGUCAGAUUUUAGUAAGUUUUCAGCUGAUACAGUCCAACGAGGCGUUGGCCUUUUUCUAUUACAAGCUUUUGCCUCUGCUGUGUGCCACUGGUUUGGGGUGGUGGGCUGUAAAAUACAUGCUGUCCGCUGCAGCUUUGCUCUCCCUGUUGUGUUAACAACACCUGCAGUAGUCAUUGCAUUUGUGGUAUCCUUCUUGAUACAGUUCAACAAUAUCCUACAAAACAAUGUCAAUGCCACUAUUGGAGGGUUUUGCUCCGAUUUCUAUGAUUACAAACUUAUGAACACUUCAAAGCUGGUCUUGGAUGAAAUCUCCAAUAGCAUUUGCCGUACAUCAGUACGGUAUAACGAACCGUGGGGCCCUGCAGUAAUGGGUCUGGAAGGUCUGUGUUGGUGGGUUGGGCUGUUGUGUUCAACCUAUUACAUUUGGACCCAGAAAUUCCAGAGAAUAGAAAGAACAACUCAGAUAUUUGUUCGCCGACUCUAUGAAGCAGCCUUCAUUGAUCAAUCCUUGCUUUUAAACACCAGGAUGAAAAUCAUCAAAGUGAAAAAACAGGAGAAUAAUGAAAAAGUUGAAAGUUGCGUAAUUUACCUCUGUGCAACAAUGUGGCAUGAAACCUUUGAUGAAAUGUUAAAGAUCCUCACAUCAAUGUUCAGGUUGGACAGAUACAGGGGUGAUCCAAAAGAACAACAUAAAGAUAACGUUGAUUUUGAAUGCCAUAUCUUUGUGGAUGAUUCAUAUGAAAAAGAUAACAGUGUCAACAAAUAUGUGAAGGAUCUUGUCAGUGUUAUAAUAGAAGUUUACAGGGUAUUUACCAACAAGGAACCUGAUGAUGUGUCAAUAGUUGAAACACCAUAUGGAGGACGAUUAGCCUGUAUACUUCCAGAAGGAAAUAUGUUAUAUAUACAUCUGAAGAAUAAACAGUUGAUCCGUAACAAGAAAAGAUGGUCACAGAUUAUGUACAUGUACUAUUUGCUUGGAUGGAAAGGCUAUAUUGCUAAGAAUCCUCAAAGAUUACGGACAGUAGUUAACCCCUGUCGAGCAAGUCUUGUAUCAAUGAAUGGAAAUGCCUUCAUUUUGCCUCAAGAUGAAAAUGAUAACAAAAGAAAAAAUAUAUCAGAUGAUAACACAUAUAUCAUGGCAUUGGACGGGGAUACUGACUUUCAUCCAUCAGCUUUGAUCUUGCUGGUGGACCGGCUUCGAAUGUAUCAAAACGUAGGAGCAGCCUGUGGAAGAAUACAUCCAACUGGAAUGGGUCCUAUGGUGUGGUAUCAGAAAUUUGAGUAUGCUGUGGGCCACUGGCUCCAGAAGACAGCGGAGCAUGUUUUUGGUUCUGUUCUCUGCAGUCCUGGGUGCUUUAGUUUAUUUAGGGGAUCAGCACUUAUGGAUGACAAUGUUAUUAAACGAUAUACAACUACAUCAACUAAAGCCGGGGAAUAUGUCCAGUACGAUCAAGGUGAGGACCGCUGGCUGUGCACCCUGCUUCUUCAACAAGGCUGGCGAGUGGAGUACAAUGCAGCUUCUGAUGCCUACACCAAUGCCCCUCAGGAGUUUAAUGAGUUUUACAACCAAAGACGGCGCUGGGGACCCUCAACACUGGCCAAUACCCUGGACCUCCUGCACAGUGGCGCAGAAACAGCCAAAAAAAACAGUUCAAUUUCCAGCUUGUACAUAUUUUAUCAGAUAUUCACAGUUGGUUCAUCCAUUCUGGGUCCUGCCUCUGUUUGUUUGAUGAUAGCAGGUGCCUUUUCUUUUGUGUUCAAUUGGGAUGCAAACUUUGCUAUUUUAUUAAGUAUUCUUCCUCCUGCUGUCUACAUCAUAAUUUGCUACACAACCAAACCUGCUUUCCAGCUUGCUGUGGCUGCCAUUUUGAGUGUACUGUAUGCCUUUCUGAUGACUGCAACCUUCUUAUCUAUUAUAGGUCAAAUGGUAGAAGAGAACACCUUUAUCACACCGUCAGGCCUGUUCCUUGUGUCAGCCAGCAUUUUAUAUGUAACAACAGCAAUCCUCCACCCCCAGGAGUUUGGUCUACUUAUUUAUGGCCUGAUGUAUGUAAUUUGCAUACCAAGUGGGUACCUGCUGUUAUCUAUAUAUUCACUGGUCAAUCUCCAUAUUGUGUCAUGGGGCACCAGAGAGUCCAGCAGUGAGGUGGCUAAAGAGAAAACUAUGGGUGUUGUGUGUAACAAGAAUUGCACAAUGUGUUGCUGGGAUAUAAAAAUAGAGGUCAAUCAGGAGACUAAGAAUGUGGUCUUACAACAAAUCCAACAAACAAUUCAACCAAAAAAUAAAAACAAACAACAAAAUCUAAAUAACCUGCAAGAAAUCCAACUACAGACCCUCCCACAAGAUGAAAAUGAGGCAGCACCUUUCAAAAGGCCAUCAGCAUCCCGACUCUCCGGACAACACAGUGCCUCUCCCCCACCCAGCGAUAAAUCUGAUGACCAAUGUGAAAACGAAAAACACAUUCGCUUUAAGGAUCUGGAUGAGGAUAAGGAUGAGGAUAAGGAUGAGGAUGAGGAUCAGAAUCAGAAUUGGGAUCAGAAUGAGGAUCAAACUGAAGAUCUAUCUGAAAAUGUUUGGAUUAAACCAAUUAAAGAUGAAUUCCUAAAGAAACUUACUUACGCUAACUUGAAAAGGAACCUGGCAGAGCAAAUAAAGUAUGCACUGAGAGACAAAAAGCAUGAAGAUGUGUGUGAGGAAUUGGUUCUCAUGCUAACAGACACUUUGAAUCAGGAACUAUGUGACACAGUAGGUCCAGAAGACAUAUUACCUGACAGUUUGGUUGAAGAACUUAAGGAGUCCCUAAAUGAUUGUGCAAGAAGAAUUCUGGUAAUGAAUCAAGUGGAAACUCUGCAAAAGAGAGUAAGAAGAGCUAUAGAAAAAACACUGAUGGCUCCUCAGGUGGAAAAACUACCCGAUGAAGAACAUGACUUUUGGGUAAAGUUAAUUGAAAGAUACCUGGAACCUUUGUCAGAGGACAAAGCCCAUAAAGAAGAGGUUAAAAGGGAGCUGAAAUCACUUAGAAACAAGGCAACAUUCCUUUACUUCAUUGUCAAUAUCCUCUGGGUGGUUGCUACAUUUUUCCUUCAAGCCAUUGGGGAAGCCAUCAGUAUCAAGAUUCCCAAAGUCUAUCCCAAUGGCACUGUCGCAGAUGAAUAUCUCAAUGUGGAGCCCAUCGGACUGAUGUUUCUGCUGACUUUUGCAGUGCUGCUUAUUGUACAGUUUUUUGCAAUGCUGUAUCACAGGGUAUAUACCCUUAUCCACAUGGUAUCCUACAGAAGUACCGAAAAAGAAUACAAGACCAAGGAUUCUGAUGACGAAGAUGAAGAUGGACUGACAAUUGUUAAUAACCUUCCAUCUAUGUUUUCUAUCGAGGAUGACAUCCCAAUGUGAAAAUACAGAGUAGGAAUUAUUGUUACAGAUGUUUUCCGUGCUGAUGUAUUAGCUGUUGGGACCAGUAGUUUAUUUAUUUGUAUUUGUUUGCUUGCUUCAUUGAACUUUCUAGGGCAAACAUUGCACUUUACUUGAAUUCUCUAGAAUUUCAAAGACUUACUCAAAAUGUAAUAAUGAUUUAGAGGAAACAGGCUUUAAAAUGUUUGUACAUUUAAUGAUGUUUUAUGCAUGUAUCAAUGUCAUUGUCCGAUUUUAGCACCUUAUGAGCAGAUACUAACUAGUAGUUUAGAGAUUUCCUAUGUAACAAAGACGAUUUACAAGUUCUAUUUAUUUUAUCUUAUUUUAUGAUCUUGGAGUUUGGUCAGGGUUUAAUGUAUUUAUUUAUCAAAUUGGUGGAAAGGGAUCAACAAUCUUCUGUGAUAAGGGGUUAUAUUGCUCAACAGCUUUGGAACUGUGAAUAAAGUAAAAUAGUAAUUAUUAUUAUAAAAUGCCAAUAUAAUUCCAUGCUCAACACACACACACACACACACACACACACACACACACACACACACACACACACACAAUGAUGUAGUAGUAGGGUAUUCUCAAAUUUUUGAUGGAUGGGAUGUUCAGAUUUUUAUCUGGGUGAGAAAGUGCAAAUUAGAAACAGAAACCACCUGCAUGUGAAAUGAUUUUGUGGCUAAAAGUAGGAAUUGCGAAAGUUGAACCUGAAUCAACAGUUUGGUAAAUAAACUUCAAAAUACGUAUAAUUUAUAGCCCCAGCACAUUAGAAAAAAAAAUGUGUAUUGGUAUUUUAUAUAUAUAUUUUUUUUAAAUGCCUGGCUUACUUUAACUUACUUGAUAUUUGUUAGCUUAGAUAUUAUGUAUGUGCAUUGAAGCAGUUUUAUUUUUAAUUAGUUUCAUUAUUUUACUGCACAUUGUACCUCAUUGUAAACUAGGACUAUGUUUGAAAACUUUGUAUAGAUAAUAAAUCUGGCAUAAUUUAAUUAUUUGAAUGACUUAUUUGUGAUAUCUAUAUUGAAACCUAUUUUAGGUAUCCAGGGUAAUAUCAUUACUUUAAGCGCUGUUGGGCCCUAUAUGCAAUAGCCACAUGCAUAAUUUAUUGCUUUUGUGACUGGUACAAACAUUCCUAACAUGAUUCAUUUUGAUAAGGCCUUGAAGACCCAAUUUGAGAUGCCUCACUCAGGUAUCCACAUACUGCCCCAAUGA